Boeremia exigua is the source of this 3281-nucleotide messenger RNA. Its product is annotated as glycoside hydrolase superfamily. Gene Ontology annotation, cellular component: vacuole. The transcript is spliced from 2 exons. Gene Ontology annotation, biological process: carbohydrate metabolic process. Bases 202 to 3225 code for a protein of 1007 amino acids. Gene Ontology annotation, molecular function: beta-galactosidase activity. Lineage: Eukaryota; Fungi; Ascomycota; Dothideomycetes; Pleosporales; Didymellaceae. The record is from RefSeq and is a predicted model, not a curated record.
CACCAACAUGAGGACCCAAUGACGCCGAGAGCUCCAAGAGCCGAAAUGCUCGACAUCAUCGCCUCACGUUAGUGUAUGCUGUGCAAUUUGCGCAGGCCGUCGCCGUGGUACUUUCGCCAGGUACAAAGGCACCACAAUGGCCGAUCAUUCAACAGCAUCGUCUCUGAGCUCCGACUUUGAACGUUUCAACCACCGGCAAAGAUGAGGUCCAUAAACAGCCUUUCAUGGCUGUCUGUUCUGGCAUCCCUUACUACUUCCAUCCCUGCCAUCAACGCUCAAAACAACUCGGUCGGGCAAUGGCCGCUGCACGACAACGGCUUGAAUGACGUUGUCCAGUGGGAUCACUACAGCUUCAAGGUCAACGGCAAGAGGCUGUUCGUCUUCUCCGGAGAGAUUCACUACUGGCGUAUCCCUGUGCCCGAGAUCUGGGAGGAUCUUCUCGAGAAGAUCAAGGCCGCUGGUUUUACCGCGUUCGCGUUCUACGGUAACUGGGGUUACCACAGCGCGAACAACCAGACUGUCGACUUCGACAGCCCCGCCCAUGACUUCACCAAGCUCUACGAAAUCGCUGAACGAGUCGGACUUUACGUUAUUACACGACCUGGGCCUUACGUCAAUGCCGAGGCGAACGCCGGCGGAUUUCCUCUCUGGUUGACGACUGGAGCGUACGGAAAGCUUCGUGAUGACGACCCACGUUACCUGUCGGCUCUGGAGCCUUACUUCUCUGAAUUCGCGAAGCGCGCCUCCGAGCACGACGUGACUAAGGGUGGUUCUAACCUGGUAUUCCAACUGGAGAACGAAUAUGGCCAACAAUGGAAGGACAGGACCAAGAGAAUUCCUGAUCUUCCUUCCGCUCGCUACAUGGAUAGUCUGCAGAAGAUGGCCCGCGCCAACGGUGUUGACAUCCCUGUCAUCCAUAACGACCCCAACAUGAACACCAAGAGUUGGUCGAAAGACUACGCUCCCGGUCUUCUCGGCAACGUUGAUGUUGCUGGACUUGACAGCUACCCAUCUUGCUGGUCUUGCAACUUGGACGAAUGCACUGGUACCAACGGCGAAUACGUCGCUUACCAGACUAUCAACUACUACGACUUCUUUACUGAGUUCUCGCCGACACAGCCCAGCUUCUUCCCCGAGUUCCAGGGUGGUAGCUACAACCCCUGGGGUGGGCCCGAGGGUGGCUGCCCCGGUGACAUUGGCGCCGACUUUGCGAACAUUUUCUACCGUAACCUGAUUGCGCAGCGUUCUACUGCACUUUCACUUUACAUGAUGUACGGUGGUACAAACUGGGGUGCAUUGGCCUGCCCUGUUGUUGCCACAUCCUACGAUUACAGCUCGCCCAUCAGCGAGAACCGUAAGAUCGACAGCAAGUUCUACGAGACCAAGAACUUGGCCUUGUUCACCCGUAUCGCCGAGGACUUGACUGUCACAGACCGCGUCGCUGCCUCAACCAAAUACUCCACCAACUCCGCUAUCUCGGCUAGCGAGCUUCGUAACCCCGAGACGAAGAGUGCCUUCUAUGUCACUGUUCACGACUACUCGCCAUCCGGCACCAAGGAGGAAUUUAAGCUCCACGUUAGCACCUCCAUUGGUGACCUGACCAUUCCUCAGACUGGCUCCAUCGUUCUUAAUGGUCAUCAAUCCAAGAUCCUUGUGACAGACUUUGCCAUUGGCAACAACACCAUUACCUACUCAACUGCCGAAGUUCUUACAUACUCUAUUGUCGAUGGCAAGCCUGUCGUAGUUCUCUGGACUGGUGCUGGUGAAUCUGCUGAAUUCCACAUCAAGGGUGCGAAGAAGGGCUCUGCUGCCCAGAACGGAAAGGCCGCAAACGCCACCAUCAAGGCCGACAGCUUUGGUGUCUUGGUCAACGUUCCCGCAGUCAGCGGCCAGAGCGUCUACGAGUUCAACAACGGCGUCAGGGUCAUUGUUGUCGAUAAGCCUACUGGCUACCUCUACUGGGCGCCUAACCUGUCCAAGGACCCCUUUGCUCCUGUCGACCAGUCUAUCAUUGUUGGAGGCCCUUACCUUGUCCGUCACGUCGCCAACGAGAACGGUGUCUUGGCUCUGAAGGGUGACAUCAUGAAGUCCACUGACAUUGAAGUCUUCGCUUCCAAGGAUUUCAAGAAGCUUUCCUGGAACGGUCAGGAGCUGAAGACUCACCGCACUGCUCACAACAGUCUGAAGGCCAGCGUCAAGGCCUUCAGCGGUUCCAUCAAGCUCCCGGAUCUGUCCAGCUGGAAGGUCGCCGACGGUCUUCCUGAGAAGCAACCCAGCUACGACGACUCCGGUGCCGCUUGGGUCGAAGCUAACCACGUCACCACUCCUAACCCGACUAAGCCUGCUACUCUCCCUGUCCUCUACGUUGAUGAGUACGGUUUCCACAACAGCUUCCACCUGUUCCGUGGAUACUUCAACGGCCCCGCUACCGGUGUCAACCUUGCUCUCUCUGGUGGUCUUGCUUUCGGUUGGACCGCGUGGCUCAACGGCGAGUUCAUCGGCUCGUGGUACGGUAACACGACUGCCGGCCAAGGCAACCAGACUCUCUCGUUCAACAACGCCACGUUGAACGCCAAUGGUACCAACGUUCUGCUCGUUGCCCAAGAUAACUCCGGUCACGAUCUCCGCGGCGGAGCUACCGACCCCCGCGGUAUCCUCGGUGCCAGCCUCGUUGGUGGCGGCAACUUCACCAAGUGGAAGAUUGCAGGUGAGGCUGGUGGCGAGAACAUCCAGCUCGACCCCGUCCGUGGUCCUCUGGCCGAGGGCGGUCUUGUCGCCGAGCGUCUCGGCUGGCACCUUCCCGGCUUCGAUGACUCGAAGUGGAACACCAGCUCGCCAUCCACCGGCUUCAGCGGUGCGACCAUCAACUUCUACCGCACCGUGGUCCCGCUUGAUGUCCCCGCCAAUGUUGAUGCUUCCUUUGCUUUCGUCCUCAACGCCCCGGCUUCCAAGCAGGUCCGUGUUCAUCUGUUCGUCAACGGUUACCAGUACGGUCGCUUCAACCCGUGGGUCGGCAACGAGAUCAAGUUCCCUGUCCCCGCUGGCGUGCUCAACUACGGUGGUGACAACGUCAUUGGCCUGUCUGUGUGGUCGCAGUCCGGCGACGGUGCUAAGAUCGACAUCAAGAUGGUCCAGGAGUACGCUGUGGAGAGCAGCUGGCAGUCGAGGUUCGAUUCUGAGUACCUCAGGCCUGGGUGGACUGAGAAGAGGCUGGCUUACGCUUAAGCGUGAUUAUCUGGCUGUGUAAAUAUAAUAUGAGCCAUAUGAAUAAUGUAUGUGAU